UGUUUACGACAACUAAUCGGAUCUCUGAUCGGACUGAGCAGUGGUACUCAACGAUAGACUUCCUAAAUUUCCCUAGAUUAAUCCGGAUCAAUGAUGUGUCUCUGAAGUAAUCGAAUUAGAUUAACAGCCAUCGAAAGAAUUAGCGGUCGAGCUGAUUGGAAAAAUUGUGAAAAACAUUAUAAGAAAAUAUAGAAGGAAAGUCUAAAAGUAUAAUGGACCCACAAAAUGAAGAGAAUGAUAUUGAACAAACUCAAUUUGAAAACUACAGAUAUCAAUGGAAUAAUCAAACUACAAAAUUUUUAAUAGAAGAAGUUAGAAAUAAUAUAAAAUUAUUAAACAAUAAAAAUUAUAUGCAAAAAAGAAUAUGGAAAAGUAUAGCAAAUAAGUUCAAUGAAAGAGGAUAUAACGUAACCGAGGAACAAUGUUGUGUCAAGUGGAAGAAUUUGAAGCGAAAAUAUAUAUGUGUACGAGAUCUUAAUAAUCAAACUGGUGGAGCUACACAAACAUGGGAAUAUUUUAAGAUAAUUGAUGAUUUUAUCAAUAUAAAACCUGAAGUAGCAGCUUUAUCAAUUGCUUCCAGUACACAUGGAUUUAGAAUAAGACAAUCAACUCCUAUAGAACAAAUUGAGGAAUCUACAGAUGAAAAUAAUUCUGCAGUAGUCAAUACUUCUCCUGAUAUAGGACGUCCUAUUAGGAAACGCCAACAAAGUGAUAAAUCUAAAUGGAUCAAAGCACUUUGCAAACAAAUAGAAGCUCAUCAUGAAGAAAAUAUGACAUAACAAUAUAUAAUCGAUAAAAUAAUUAUAAAAUUAUGAACACAUACUGUAUCAUUAAAAUAAUAUUUGUGCAAUCAUUUCUCU
Molecule: messenger RNA, 860 nt
Organism: Camponotus floridanus (Florida carpenter ant)
Lineage: Eukaryota; Metazoa; Arthropoda; Insecta; Hymenoptera; Formicidae
Exons: 3
Coding region: 213-779 (188 amino acids)
Source: RefSeq, a predicted model, not a curated record